UGAGCUCUGAAAUGCAGCAUCGUCGGGGGGAAGGGCAGGGGGGAGACUUGAAUGUUGCCCAAACCUGGGAUAAUUAAAGUCCUUGCAAGAGACUAGGGGAGAGAUAGGUUUCUUGAAUUGUUUCUUUGUUUCUCACCCUUGGGCUUUGUUAUCUGCAUUAUUUAUUUAGCCGAGGGGUUCUUUGUGUCUGCGAAUGGCCCCAAUCAAGUUUUGCUUGAGACAAUUAGCUGGUGCCCGGCCGGGAAUCCUAUGCAAAUGCCCCGGGCAGCCGUACAAUGCGGGCAGUUGAAGGCAUGGGGGGUUUUGUUCGGGCAGUAAUUACUGGAUGGGACGUGCUCCCCCCCCCCCCAUCCCUCCCCUCCCUGCCUUUUUGGGGAGGGAUACGUUUAUCUGCUCAGUCUCUCCCGGCUCCCAAAUCCGGCUGGGGGGCGGUUUAAGAGCUGGAGGAUCGGCGGGGGAAAGCAGCGGGGAUAAAAGCCGGGGGGCAGCCAGCUCCCUGACCCCCCCCCUCCCUUCUUCCCUCCGCAGGCACCUGGCGGCCCCCCCCGGCCGACGGCACCCCCAGGCACCGCCCGGGGCAGGCAGGGCGCUCGGGCGGCUCCCCCUCGCCCGGAUUUCGGCCAACUCUCCUCCCCGCUACAACUUUAGCAUGAUGUCUUAUCUUAAGCAACCACCUUAUGCAGUCAAUGGCCUGAGUCUCACAACCUCGGGCAUGGAUUUGCUGCACCCGUCCGUCGGUUAUCCCGCCACCCCCCGAAAGCAGCGGCGGGAGCGCACCACCUUCACCCGGGCGCAGCUGGACGUGCUGGAGGCCCUUUUUGCCAAGACCCGCUACCCCGACAUCUUCAUGCGGGAGGAGGUGGCGUUGAAAAUCAACCUGCCCGAGUCCAGAGUGCAGGUGUGGUUCAAAAACCGCCGGGCCAAGUGCCGGCAGCAGCAGCAGCAGCAGCAGAACGGGGGUCAGAACAAGGUGCGGCCGGCCAAAAAGAAGAACUCGCCGGCCCGGGAAGUGAGCUCGGAGAGCGGGACCAGCGGGCAGUUCACACCCCCCUCCAGCACCUCGGUGCCCACCAUUUCCAGCAGCAGCGCCCCCGUGUCCAUCUGGAGCCCGGCGUCCAUCUCCCCACUCUCUGACCCCCUGUCCACCUCUUCCUCCUGCAUGCAGAGGUCCUACCCCAUGACCUACACCCAGGCCUCAGGUUACAGCCAAGGAUACGCGGGCUCGACCUCCUAUUUCGGAGGGAUGGACUGUGGAUCUUAUUUGACCCCUAUGCACCACCAGCUGCCCGGACCGGGGGCCACCCUGAGUCCCAUGGGUGCCAACGCGGUCACCAGCCACCUCAACCAGUCUCCGGCCUCCCUCUCCACCCAGGGCUACGGAGCCUCCAGUUUGGGCUUUAACUCGACCACUGAUUGCUUGGAUUAUAAAGACCAAACCGCCUCCUGGAAGUUAAACUUCAAUGCUGACUGCUUGGAUUAUAAAGACCAGACAUCCUCAUGGAAGUUCCAGGUUUUGUGAAGGCCCGCGGGGAACCUUUGUGAUCAUACGAGAAACCGCGACGAGAAUGAACACGCUGGGCCGAACGCUCCAGUUUUAGUCAGGUCUUGGUUAAAUUAAAGAGAAAAUAACUAAAACGGACAAAUGGACAAACAAACAAACAAAAAACUGACGACGACAACAGCAACAAAAGAGGGACAGUGCUGGUGUGACCAUGUUCAGACUCAUCUCCUGCUCAGACGCUCUGGAAAAGGAAUAACAAAGAGGAAAACGGAGAAGGAAGGCCUUAAACGGACAGAUCAUCUAGUGAGCAGAAAACAGACAGACCAAUCUGUGUUCUUUAUAGUUUUAGGCAAAUUGUUGGGUUUCUUUGUUUGGAAGAGGUGGGAGAUCGUUCCACCUACGGGCCAGUUUAAAAAAAAAAAAAAAAGUCUAGGUUUUUAUUUCUUUUUUGUGUGUGCGUGGAAAGAUCCUUCACCCAGAGGUUUCCAAUGUGUUAUCAACCCUUGGUUAAAAUAUUCGGAAUGGACAGCAUCUCUCUCUUUCUCUUUUUCUCCCUCUUUCUCUCCCUCCCUCUUUCUUUCUAUCUCGAGCUCAUUCAACUGUUUCAUGCCCAACUUGCUCAAGUUGGCACCGAGAGAACUUGGUUCAGGGCUGUGUGGGUUGUGUGACUGAUUGUCCUAGCUGCACUACUUUAUUUAAAGAAAAAAAAAAAUAAUGUUCAUAAGGAGUCAAUAUGUAGUUUUUAAGAGACAAUCAGUGUGUGUCUUAUAUAAAUGGUACAUCUGUGGUUUUUAAUCUGUGCUAGACUUCAAAACUGUGAUCUCCUGUAUUGUAUGCAACUACGAACUCCGCACCAGCGGGAGUUCUGCUGUGAUUUAAAUAGGUUAUAAUUAUAAGUGAAAUUCAGAGCAACUGAGUUACCUAUUAUCAUCUUUUUAAAAAUACAAAAAAAAUAUAUUAAAAAAAAAAUAAUAAAAACACAAAAAAAUACAUGAUCGCCUUUCACCAGAGGUGAACUGCACUGAAACUUUUUACAACAAACUGUCUUUGAAUGAAAGAGAAAAGAUCGAAAAAACCACCCAAGGACAUUAAGCUCCUCUGGAGUUCACUUACUGCCGGCCACGCUGGCGGUAGCCGUCAAAUCAAACAGGACUUCGGGCAGUUGCUCUGACCUGGACGAAUUUAAACCGAGAAAUUCAUUGUCGUUUAUGCUUGCAGAUGUUAACUGAGGAAAAAAAAAAAAAAAAAGAUAUAUAUGCAUAAACCUUUUUUUCCUGGAUUUGGCAGAUAUGUAUAAUUAUAUUAAAAUGGUUCUAGCACACUC
Oxyura jamaicensis (ruddy duck) is the source of this 2825-nucleotide messenger RNA. It is a transcript of the gene OTX2, whose product is annotated as orthodenticle homeobox 2. Gene Ontology annotation, biological process: regulation of transcription by RNA polymerase II; multicellular organism development. The transcript has 3 exons. Gene Ontology annotation, molecular function: RNA polymerase II cis-regulatory region sequence-specific DNA binding; DNA-binding transcription factor activity, RNA polymerase II-specific. Gene Ontology annotation, cellular component: nucleus. The record is from RefSeq and is a predicted model, not a curated record. Bases 326 to 1519 code for a protein of 397 amino acids. Lineage: Eukaryota; Metazoa; Chordata; Aves; Anseriformes; Anatidae.